Molecule: messenger RNA, 3605 nt
Organism: Conger conger (European conger)
Lineage: Eukaryota; Metazoa; Chordata; Actinopteri; Anguilliformes; Congridae
Gene: rbm15
Product: RNA binding motif protein 15
Exons: 1
Coding region: 149-2683 (844 amino acids)
Biological process (GO): regulation of alternative mRNA splicing, via spliceosome
Cellular component (GO): nucleus
Molecular function (GO): mRNA binding
Source: RefSeq, a predicted model, not a curated record
UGAGGUCGUAUUAGGAAGGGGCAGUGAGUGAAAAGCGUACUUAUUUGGAUUAUUCGCUCAAACAGAGUAAGAAAAUAUUCUCUCACAGUGUAAAUAGUUAUUGUUUGUUUUCGUGUCUGUAGUGGCCGGCAUACGCGGACUGUGUAAAAUGAAGGGGAAGGAACGGUCGCCGGUAAAAAAGCGUUCACGGGCCUUGGAUGAGAUCCGAGAUAGAGGAGGGAACCACCCAACCAGCAAGAAAAUGGGGGCUCUUUCUGCCUCUGGAGGCAGCAAUAACGGUAACAGCUCGGCGAAAAGUGAAGGGGGUUCGGCCCGGAGAAGUUUACUCGGCGAAAAGAGAGAGAGUCGGGAUUUUGAUGGACACGCUUCUAGCCGAACUGGGAGUAACCACAGCUACACCAGUCCUGCUGCGAGUUCCAGCAGCAAGAACCACAACCCCAGCCUGGCGCUCGAGCCCGCUGCGCGGACCAACUCGCGCGCUGAGCCACGACCCCCGCUUCCCAAUAACGAGAGUGAGUACAAGACCCUUAAAAUUAGCGAAUUGGGCUCACAACUGAGCGAUGAGGAAAUUGAGGAUGGACUCUUUCACGAGUUUAAGAAAUUCGGGGACGUCAGUGUAAAAAUAAGCCGAAUUAACGACGAGAGGGUGGCCUUCGUUAACUUCAGACGGCCUGAAGAUGCGCGAGCGGCCAAACACGCGCGUGGACGAUUAGUGCUGUAUGACAGGCCGCUAAAAAUCGAGGCUGUGUACAUUAAUCGGAGGAGGAGUCGCUCUCCCAUUGAGAAAGAUCCAUAUGCAGCUGUUGCUGGGCACAGACAUUUGCAUACCCAGAGACCGCUGUCUCCAACAGGUUUGGGAUACAGAGACUACAGGCUGCAGCAGUUAGCCCUGGGCCGCCUCCCCCCUCCCCCGCCGCCACCCCUGCCCCGAGACCUGGAGAGGGAACGGGAAUACGCUUUCUUUGAGGCUCGUGCGCGCCCCGCCUACAUCGCUGAACGCGCCGCUUUCCGCGAAGAAGAGUUUAUCUCGCCAGAGGAUGACCAGAGGGCGAAUAGAACGUUGUUUCUGGGCAACCUGGAUAUCACAAUCACGGAGAACGACCUCAGGAGGGCGUUUGACAGGUUCGGCGUGAUCACGGAGGUCGACAUCAAGCGGCCCAGCAGGGGGCAAAGCAGCACCUACGGCUUUCUCAAGUAUGAAAACUUAGACAUGGCGCACCGGGCCAAGCUGAGCAUGUCCGGCAAGAUCGUGGGCCGCAACCCCAUCAAGAUCGGCUACGGCAAGGCCACGCCCACCACCCGGCUGUGGGUCGGCGGGCUGGGGCCGUGGGUGCCCCUGGCGGCGUUGGCGCGCGAGUUCGACCGCUUCGGCACCAUCCGGACGAUCGACUACCGGAAGGGCGACACGUGGGCCUACAUCCAGUACGAGAGCCUGGACGCGGCCCAGGCGGCCUGCACCCACAUGCGGGGCUUCCCCCUGGGCGGCCCGGAGAGGCGGCUCCGGGUGGACUUCGCCGACACCGAGCACCGCUACCAGCAGCAGUUCCUGCAGCCCCUGCCCCUGCCGCACUACGACAUCGUGGCCGAGUCGUUCGUGCACCGCGCGGCCCCCGAUGCGCUGCGGGUGCGGGACAGGAGCCCCCCGCCCCCCCUGCACUUCCGGGAGCGGGAGCUGUACCCCGGGGCGGAGUGGGCGGCCCCGGGCGUGCGGGAGCGGGGCCGGCCCGCCGCGUUCGAGGCGCUGGAGCACCUGGAGCGGGAGCGGCGGCCGCGGGAGGCCUGGUCGCUGGAGCGCGAGCUGCAGAGCCGCGACCCCGCCCGCAAGCGCCGCCUGCCGGAGGACGGCCGCCCGCCGGACCGCUCCCCCGACGCCCUGCGGCGCCGCCACGCGCCCUCCCCCGACCGCUCCCCCGACGCCGGCCGCUUCAGCGACUCGGAGCGCCCGCCCCGCCUCGACCGCCCGUCCCCCCCCGACCGCCCCCUCGCCGACCGGCACCUCAAAGCGCCGCCGGGGGCCGAGCCGGGCGCCGGCGCCCCCCCGGGAGGUGACCGGAAGCGUAGGACGGGGCCCGGCGAGGCAGGGAAGGGCCCCGCCAAAAAGGAGCGCCUGUCGGACCCGCCUGGCUCCUCCAAGGGCUCCCAGGGGCCCAAGCAGGACGGCGGCGGGCAGAAGCUGGGCCUGGCCUGGCAGGGCAUGCUGCUGCUGAAGAACAGCAGCUUCCCCACCUGCAUGCACCUGCUGGAGGGGGACCUGGCCGUGGCCCGCGGCCUGCUGCUGGACGGCUCCACGCGCGAGCAGGUGGGCCAGCUGAAGAUCACCCAGCGGCUGCGUCUGGACCAGCCCAAGCUGGACGAGGUGACGCGCCGCAUCCGGGCCGCGGGGCCGGGCGGGUACUCCGUCCUGCUGGCGGUCCCGGGCGGGCCGGACGAGCCCUCCCCCUCCGACCCCGCCUGCUCCACCCAGCGGCCGCUGCGCAACCUGGUCUCCUACCUGAAGCAGAAGCAGGCCGCCGGCGUCAUCAGCCUGCCAGUGGGGGGCGCCAGAGACAAGGACAACGCGGGCGUCCUGCACGCUUUCCCCCCCUGCCACUUCUCGCAGCAGUUCCUGGAUUCCUCCUCCAAGGCGCUGGCCAAAACGGAGGAGGACUACCUGGUGAUGAUCAUUGUGCGCGGGGCCUCGUAGUGGGGAGGCCACGCCGCACGGGGAGCGCACACGGGCCCUGUGAACGCGCCGCGGGGGAGCGCACACGGGCCCUGUGAACGUGUCUGGAGCACUGCAUGCACUGUCCUGCGUUAUGGGAUGAGGCAAUCUUAGCAGGGAACGGCCGUACACGAUUUUCUUUUGCCAGACAGAAUCCACACUCCUGUAAGUGCGUGUCAGUGACGUGUGAAUGUAGUUAUUUGGGACACAGUUGGUAAACAGGUUCUGCAGUUUAAAGGGUCAGUGUCAUGCAUGGUAACUUGAAAUAGUCUAUUAGUGAACCACAUAGUGUAAUUGAAUAUAAUUAUAAUAUAACAUGCCUAGUUAACGCCUUUUUGACUCGAAUUGUCCAAUUAUUAAAAUUAUAAUAAAGCUAAAAGCACAGUUUGGAUAUGUUCUUUAAAGCUAUAAUUUAAAGGUAGAAUCACAGACCAUUAGAGUAGCCGCCUUCCAAUGACAAUAAUAACCUUUCUUCAUGCUUUUGAUCUUGGUGUUGGUGUUCAUACGUCCAUAAGCACCAAGUCCUGGGUUUCCAUGACACGACACCCUGUUUGAACUGAUAAUUAGCAGAUGGGAAAGUGAUGUAUGUGAGCCGGGUCACGCUCUUUUUCAGAUUAAUCCUCAGAGGGUUCGCGCCGUACUGUCUCUGGCUGCAGAUUGCCCAUCCCAUAAUAAUCCAUGUGGUACUCCCAUGACGACCGUGUCAGUCAGGUAGCCUGUAGAACACAGAAAUCUGGAGCCGGCUUUGAAUGAUGUUUUGCAGGAUACUGCUGUACUGGAUAGAGCCCAGUUCCUGAGAUUUGCACCAUUAUUUUCAUGUUAACUGACCUGGGAUGAAAAGAAAAAUGUUAAAAAUCUGCCGUCAGAUUAUUUGUGAAAUUGUGGGUUUGGGGGGGGGGGGGGA